Molecule: messenger RNA, 591 nt
Organism: Malassezia sympodialis ATCC 42132
Lineage: Eukaryota; Fungi; Basidiomycota; Malasseziomycetes; Malasseziales; Malasseziaceae
Gene: DOT5
Product: thioredoxin peroxidase DOT5
Biological process (GO): cell redox homeostasis; cellular response to oxidative stress
Cellular component (GO): cytoplasm
Molecular function (GO): thioredoxin peroxidase activity
Source: RefSeq, a predicted model, not a curated record
AUGGCCGACGAAACGACGGGCCCUGUGCCCCCCGCGCGCCGCGCGUCGGCGCGCGUCGCACGCAAGCGUAGCACGGACACGGGUGAAGAAGCAAAGGCUCCCAAGCAGGCGCGCACGGAUCCGCCUUCGGAGGAGCCCGAAGCGAGCGAGAGCCGCAGCUCGGGCCCCCUCCAGGUCGGUGAUGCGCUGCCGUCGCUUGAGCUGGUUGAUCAGUCGGAGGAGCGUGUGCAAAUCGCCGACCUAAAGAAGGUAGUGAUUUUCACGUACCCGAGGGCAAAUACGCCUGGCUGCACGCGGCAGGCGCAGUGCUUCCGCGAUGCAUACGACGACUGGAAGCAGGCCGGGUACGAAGUGUAUGGCCUCUCGAGCGACUCGCCCAAGUCGCAGACGACGUGGUCGAAGAAGCUGUCGCUGCCGUACCGCCUGCUGUGCGACCCGAAGCGCGAGCUGAUCGGCGCAUUGACAGGCACCAAGUCGAGCACCAAGCGCAGCCACUUUGUCGUGGGUGAGGACGGCAAGCUGUCGCUUUCGUCCAUUGGCGUCAAGCCGGGCGAGAGCUCGAGUGCGGCGCUCGCGUCGGUGGCGACGUAG